Molecule: messenger RNA, 546 nt
Organism: Symbiodinium necroappetens
Lineage: Eukaryota; Dinophyceae; Suessiales; Symbiodiniaceae
Source: the annotation of a GenBank genome assembly
AUGAAGGACACAGACGGCUGGAUGACAGACUUGUCGCAGGCCGACAUGGAGGUGCCCGUUCCCAAGCUGCCCGCCGGCAUCAUCUCUGCCGAGUCCUUCGGCUGUACACCCUGCACCCCGUUCCACUCGCGGGGGAUGAGCACUCACGUCAGUAUCGAAAUGUUGGGAGUACUCCCUCCACCGGAGAAAGGCUGGCAGAGGCAAGGGAAGUCUGCCGAUGGCAAGGCAGCGUGGCUUGCAAACAAGGUUGCCCCCGAUUGGAUCUACAACAUGAACGAGCAGAAGUACUACCACGCACCCAGCAAAAGCUGGUGGGAGAAGCGUCCCCUCGAGUCGCAAGAUCCCAAGGCGCCACCCUACACUUUCGUACGAACCGACGCAUUCCACUUGAAGGCCUUGCGACACUUUGCUGCAUCCUUGGACUCCGGUGCUCUGCCUGCACCUCAGCUCACCUCAGCCCGGGCGUCUCCGGCUCUUUUGAAAGAGGGAGCUCAGGCAGCGGCUCAAAACACGAGAUUUCAUGCAAGACCCCUGCCCAUGCCCUAG